UCGAGCUUUUCACUUCAUGCAGCAAAGAAGCGCGCGACGCAUCACGGCACUUUUCCGCGAUUAAUGUUCGGAUAAAUCGGCAGCAAGCGCGCGGUGAGUUUGCAUUUACACAUCAAUAGAUGUUCCGCAGUCGGAGCUCUUUGAACUGGAAUUUCUGUGUAAAGUGGGAGAGGAGACAGCGCGGCGUCCGCCGGAGUGAGACUCGGAGGGAGGAGGUGAGGAGGUUCUUCAGUCGCCCCCUCUUCUUCUCGCUCCUCACUAACUUUCUGAACGCGUGUUUCCGUUAAAAGGCUUGUUUAGAGUAAAUGUGCUAUUUCCACACAGAGCGUCUCCGGUUCUACCACAGUUUCUGGCCACAGUUGAGGAUGAAGGCAGGUUUGGCAGGAAGAUGCAGCCCCUGCUAGAGUCAUCACCUCACCACCAUCAUCCACCUCUCCGCUCUCCUGCUCGCACCCUCCACCUGUAGCCCACCAUGGCCAAUCACCUGGAGUUGCUGACGGAGCUUCAGCAGCUGGAUAAAGUGUCUAGCCUAGAGCGCCUCCGAGCGGCUCAGAAGCGUCGCACGCAGCAGCUCAAGCGAUGGGCCGUCUACGAAAAGGAAAUGCAAAACAAGAAACGCAAGGCCGACAAACGCCGUGGCUGCCAUGGGAACAUGGUGGAAAACAGAAGAAGGAUUUCGUUUUCUGCGAACGUGGCUUUGUUGGAGGCAUCAGCGCGGAACGAUACUGAUGAAGUGAGAUAUCUGCUAAAGAACAACAUCCCUCCUGAUCUUUGUAAUGAAGACGGUUUGACGGCCCUGCACCAGUGUUGCAUUGAUAAUUAUGAAGACAUGGUGCGGAUCUUGUUGGCUCAUGGAGCGACUGUGAACGCUCAGGACAACGAGCUGUGGACUCCACUGCAUGCUGCUGCUACCUGUGGACACACGGGUCUCGUCAAGAUCCUCAUCCAACAAGGCGCUGAUCUCUUGGCUGUGAACUCUGAUGGUAAUAUGCCCUAUGACCUCUGUGAAGACGACCCCACCCUGGACAUCAUCGAGACUGCCAUGGCAAACCGCGGCAUCACUCAGGAGAUGAUCGAUGAGACAAGAGCGGCUGUGGAGAGCAGGAUGCUGGGUGAUAUUCAGACCCUCUUGCAGGAUGGAGCUGAUGUGAACCAGCAAGAAUCGCAGGGAGCCACGCUGCUUCACAUCGCAGCGGCGAACGGUUACGCGCAGGCUGCAGAGCUGCUUUUAGAGGGUGGCGCUAGAACAGAUGUGAAAGAUUCUGAUGGGUGGCAACCACUGCACGCCGCUGCGUGUUGGGGACAGGUCCAUGUGGCCGAGCUGCUCGUCUCACAUGGUGGCAAUCUAAAUGCCAAGACUUAUAUGGAGGAGACGCCCAUAGAUCUGUGUGAAGAUGAGGAGUUCAGGAAUCAUCUACUGGAGUUGAAGCACAAGCACGACAUCAUCAUGAAGUCGCAACUGAAGCACAAGACCUCUCUGUGUCGCCGCACCAGUAGCACAGGAAGCCGCGGUAAAGUGGUGCGGCGGGCGAGUCUGUCAGACAGACAUAACCUCUGUCGGAAAGAGUAUCAGACAGAAGCCAUCGUGUGGAGAGGACGAGAAGAACAAGACUCCGAGCAAGAGAACAGCCAAUACACGAAGCAGCCUGAACAUCCACCACGAGUUACUGGAAUCCUGAAAGAGGAAACAAGACGCAACGGUCGCCUCUCCGCUCCUAAUGGUGACCCGGUGUCCCCCGAGCCUCAAGACCAUACCACUCCCCCACACAAUGAGGAUUCUAAGCCCAGAUGCCCUCAGACGCUGUCCGAACUCAAAAAGCAGCGGUCCGCAGCCAAAUUUAUCAACUAUCCCAACCUCAACGGUCACCUGGGCAAUGGCUCCACGCUGGCCACAGAGACCAAAUCCAAUCCGGAAGAUCCUCGUAUGCCGCUGGUGUCGUCCAACGGCAGCGCGGUCUACUUCACGCCGGCCAGCGGAGACCCGCCCCUUCUGAAAUUCAAGCAGCCAAUAGAAGACGAGAACCCCAAAACUCACAGCUGCUGCUGUGUCUCAUAGUUUCCAGGAUCCCAAGCGUCCGAUUGGAUGUACACUAUGAUGUAGGCCAAAAUUAACGAGUAACAGAAGAGCAUGCGGCCCCCCACUAGUGGAUUCCCCCUAUUUUACCUGCUUAUUCCAGUCCAAACCUGGAGGUGUUCUGAUGAAGACAUGCAGGAGGAGGCAUGUGGGGUAAACAGAUCGUGUGGUACUAUAAAGCGAUGAUGAGGGUUGAAAACAGUCUUACUCUGUCUGAUCCCGGCACAGGAAGGACGGGUUGUCAGAUAGGAGGAAAAUGUAGCACAGCUUCCGUCCAUCACCCCGAUUCAUGAUUGAUACAUUGAUUCAUUCAACUGACUUCAAGAGAAAUGAAAGGUUUACUGUUUGUGGAUGCUUAAGCUGAGGAAUUGUUGAGCUGUUGUGCAGUUUAGAAUUCGGACCAGAAUGAAACGUUUCCAGUGUUUCUGUUCUGUUGCCUGUGAUGAUCUACUGUACUGUAUGUGAGAGGCAACAGGGCCCAAAAGUAUUGUGUACAGUAUUUAUUCAUAUAUGUGCAUAGAAGCCACUGUACUAUAAGAUUCUUAUUUAUUGUACUGCAGAGAGAUGAAGCCAUUUAUAGAAAGGAUGAAUUAAAGAAACGUCCACAUACGUCAGUAUUUUUGUAUGUCAGUGUUAAAAGAACACGUCUAGCUUGCAUCUCACCCCAGAAAUAACAAAAAAUAAGAUGGUAAUUUUUCGAUGCAUAUUUGUGAUGUUAUUCUCUUUGACCACAUUUCAAGGAAUACAGUAUGAAUGGACUGUAACAGACUUUUUAAUGAACAUUGAAGUGGCACUACAAAUGUGAAUUUGAGAGGGGAAACAAUCUGUGUCAUCAAAUUUGCUACAAUGCAAGUAGUGCUCCCAUAAACAUGUUUAAUUAUAUAUACAAUUUCAGAUCUAUUAUAUGCGUAUUAAUAAGCUCAUCGCUCUAUUUUAAUUUAAUUUUGGGGUGAAAUGUGACCUGGCUGUGCAAUGUGAGAUUCACAAUGUGCGUCUGUUCUACAUGUGCUUUAGAGGUGAGACAGGCUGCUGAGAGGAAAAUAAAAUGAACAUUGUAGCCGUCAUUUAAAGGGAUAGUUCACCCAAAAACGUAAAUUCUGUCAUCCUAUUCUCGGAUUGUUCCUGACAUGUCUUUGUUCUGCAGUAAAUGGGGGAUGAGAUCUGUUUGGUUACUGAAAUUCUUCCAAAGAAAUGUUUAGAGGUUUGGAACAACUUGAGGUUGAGUAAUGAUGACAGAAUUUUCAUUUUGGGUGAACUAUCCCUUUAAUGCCUACGUCAGGGAUGAACACAGCGGGAGGAGAAUGAGAAACAUAUCCAGACAGAAUAACGUAUUGUGCAUGUAAAUCACAUGAUUUAGUUAAUCCAGUAACUCUUUCGAGCUGGAUUAUGUCUCUCAUAUUGGAUGCCAAAGUCUUCCAGAAGUUAAGAAUGUUAGAAACAGCCAAUGAGGUCUAGUGAUAGUCUUGUAGUCCCGCCUUCUUGUCAACAGUAACUUCUUUCAUUCGUCACUUUACAAAAGAGGAAAGCAUGUAAAUAAUCUUUGGAAUUUGUUUCCUUUUUUAUGGAAAAUACUGAAAUGCAAUAUGAGCGAAAUGUUACAGUGAAAAUGCUUAACACUGUUCACGUCAGAGACCAAAAAUACUGACAUUAAACUGCUUUAGACACACAGAACGCUGUAUGACACAUACGGGCCUGAUGCAUCACGUUUAUGAAGGAGCCUGUGACUGAAUAUAGAAAAGCGCACCGGUGUCAUACAGCUGUAGCGCACGGUAUUCUUGUAGCUCGUGUUUUUGUACAUUGAAGUAGACAUAUGACUAGAGACAGAGAGAAUCUUACUUCUGUUUUACAGUCAGCUGAAGUUUUCCUGCCACCAUUAAAGGAAAAAUACUACUGAUUUAUAGUUACUGGAGUACACUGAUCACUGUAUUAAUGUAUUUUCAAUAAAUUGUAUAUUUUGAUCAGUUUCUAAA
This is a messenger RNA of Triplophysa dalaica, 4044 nucleotides long. RefSeq names its product protein phosphatase 1, regulatory subunit 16B (gene ppp1r16b). The record is from RefSeq and is a predicted model, not a curated record. Lineage: Eukaryota; Metazoa; Chordata; Actinopteri; Cypriniformes; Nemacheilidae. The transcript has 11 exons. Bases 473 to 2056 code for a protein of 527 amino acids. Gene Ontology annotation, cellular component: cytoplasm. Gene Ontology annotation, molecular function: phosphatase regulator activity; protein binding; enzyme inhibitor activity. Gene Ontology annotation, biological process: establishment of endothelial barrier; regulation of sprouting angiogenesis.